AUGCUAACAUUAGCUAUUCUGUCCUGAAACUGUCAGACCGGUGACUCAGUAGAACAAUGUGACUCAACACAGAGUCCAGCAGUUGAUGGCGUGAGCGGAAUGUCCGUGGAUGAGAAGCCUGAAGCCCCCAUGUAUGUGUAUGAGUCGACGGUUCAUUGUACCAAUAUCCUCCUCUGCCUCAACGACCAGCGGAAGCAGGAUAUCCUGUGCGAUGUGACUGUCCUGGUGGAGGGCAAGGAGUUCCGCGGGCACCGGGCCGUGCUGGCCGCCUGCAGCGAGUACUUCCUCCAGGCGCUGGUGGGCCAGGCGGAGAAUGGCUUGGUCGUUAGCCUCCCUGAAGAGGUCACUGCCAGGGGAUUUGCCCCAUUGUUGCAGUUUGCCUACACUGCUAAGCUGUUACUCAGCAGAGAAAACAUCCAGGAGGUCAUCCGCUGUGCUGAAUUCCUGCGCAUGCACAACCUCGAGGACUCAUGCUUUCGUUUCCUGGAAGCUCAGCUGCGCAGCGAGGACGACAGCCUGCUACCCUACCACAAGGUGGCCGCGGAGGCAAACAACUCAGAGGAUGAGAGCAUGCAGUCAGAGGCGGAAAGGCCCACCUCCCCCAGGGCGCGGCGGUGUGCCGACGCCCUCGCCUCCUUCCGACGCCCUGACAAUGAUCGGCUAGCGAUGGCUAUACCCAGUAACUUCACGGACGGCCGGCUGGACUUCGAUCGGCAUGGAGUGUCAGACCUGCCACGAUGCCCCAAGUACAGGAAAUACCAGUGGGCUUGCAACAAGCACAAUAUUGACACCUCCUCACACACCAGUACCUCAGGUUUUCCAAGCACAUUAAAAGAGAGCAGCGUUAGCGGGGAAGUGCCGGAUCAGGUCAGGCUGCCUUUGGCACAGAUCAAAGUUGAACCACAGGCAGAGGAAGAGGCCAUCUCAUUGUGCCUGUCAGGGGAUGAGCAGGAUGUCAGGGAUAAGGACAGUGUGACAGCCAUGGAGAUGGAUAGCCCAAUAUCUAUGGAAAGAACCAAGAGAACCAAGUCUCCUUCCUGCCUCCGAGCCCUCUUCAAGAAAGGGAUGGACCUCCCCAGCCUGCCCAACACAUCACAGCAGCUAUUCGCCAACAGACUUGUUUGCCCCCAGGACAAAGGAAACUCUCAGGGAGAUCAUAAAAAAGACUUCAGGCCUUUCACUGGGGAGCUGGAUCUGUCUGUUACAUCCCCAAAGGACAUGGACGGUUUCCCUGCAGGGUUGUCCCUCAAGUCCGCUUCCUGUGAUGGGGUCUGCAAACAGGAAGUUGAGCUAGACCGCCGUAGUGUCAUAUUUUCCUCAGGGGCCUGCAACCAUCUGGGAACCCCAGCGCAUUCCUACCCUGGUGGGAACUCUUUGGAGAUGGAGCUCUCUGAGCACAUGCCAAAGGGCCUGUGGGCUGGAGCCAGCCAGUCCCUCCCCACCUCCCAGACCUACUCUCCCAGCACCACCUCCACUGAACCUCCACUCUUAUGCCGCCCAAGGCCCAACACCAGCUGCCCAGUGCCAAUCAAAGUGUGCCCACGCUCGCCGCCUUGUGAGACGCGUACCAGGACUUCCAGCUCCUGCUCCUCAUACUCCUACGCGGAGGACGGCAGUGGAGGCUCUCCCUGUAGCCUGCCCCAAUUUGAAUUCUCCUCCUCGCCGUGCUCCAACGUGGCACGCUGCCUCAAUGUGGACCAGCAGGAGCAGAGUGUGGGAGGGGAUGCUCUUUUUAACCAAGUGCGGCCCAAGAUCAAAUGUGAGCAGUCCUACGGCACCAACUCCAGCGACGAGUCAGGGUCCUUCUCAGAGGGAGACAGCGAGUCCUGCCACGUACAGGAGCGGGGGCCAGAGGUGAAGCUCCCUUUCCCCGUAGAUCAAAUCACAAAUCUUCCACGGAACGACUUCCAAAUGUUGGUGAAAAUGCACAAACUGACCUCGGAGCAGCUCGAGUUCAUCCACGACGUGAGGCGGCGGAGCAAGAACCGCAUCGCGGCGCAGCGCUGCCGCAAGAGGAAGCUCGACUGCAUCCUGAACCUGGAGUGUGAGAUCAGAAAACUGGUGUGUGAGAAGGAGAAGUUGCUGACGGAGAGGAACCAGCUGAAGGCGUGUAUGGGCGAGCUGUGGGAGAACUUCUCCUGCCUGUCCCAGGAAGUGUGCAGGGACGUCCAGCUGAGCCCCGAGCAGGUCCAGUCGUUACACCACUACUGCCCCGUGCUGCGGCCCUCCAACUCCACCGCCGGCAACAACGCUGCCCACGAGCCCAAGCGUCCCCGCAGCCCCUCCGCCGCCCUCACCAACGCCACCACCAGCAUCGACCUCACCGCCCACUCGGGCUCGGCCACGCCGGAACCCAGCUUCCACGGGUCGCCCGGCCCCUCAGAGAGCGAGCCUGACUUGGCCGUCAGAAACGGGGCGGAUAAAGAUAUGGACGGCCAAGACGCCGGCUUGUACACAAAGUCAGGGCUGUCCACUGAAAAAUCCAACCAGACGGUAACAGUUGAUUUUUGUCAGGAAAUGACUGACAAAUGCACAACUGACGAGCAGCCGAGGAAGGACUGUGCUAUGUAG
Seriola dumerili (greater amberjack) is the source of this 2571-nucleotide messenger RNA. RefSeq names its product BTB domain and CNC homolog 2 (gene bach2b). The record is from RefSeq and is a predicted model, not a curated record. Gene Ontology annotation, molecular function: RNA polymerase II cis-regulatory region sequence-specific DNA binding; protein binding; DNA-binding transcription factor activity, RNA polymerase II-specific. Gene Ontology annotation, biological process: regulation of transcription by RNA polymerase II. The transcript is spliced from 6 exons. Lineage: Eukaryota; Metazoa; Chordata; Actinopteri; Carangiformes; Carangidae.